GGAAAGCGUCAGUGAUUCUGUUCGACUCGCUUAUCUUCGGGCUCGUGACUAUCAGCUGCAAUAUCUUCCCAACUCUCUGCCGACAGACAUAACACUUUCUCAAUUCCUAUCGAUUCAAGAGAAGGGUGUGUCAGCGUGGUCUUUCGAGCCCGACUACGAAACGGUCAAUUCGCUCCUCGUCCAUGCGCGCACGGAGAUUACGUUUCUUCCUGAUCCCGCAUCCUCGUCGUGUGUCCAGUCAAAUCUCCCACUUCCCAAGUUGAAUGAAGUCUACUACUGGGAGGUCAAGAUGUUUGAUCUACCGGAGACAACUGCGGUCUCAGUUGGACUCGCCACCAAGCCGUAUCCAGCUUUCCGCCUCCCCGGUCACAAUCGAUACUCGGUCGCCUUCCAUUCCAACGGGGAGAAAUCCCACAACUAUCCGUUUACGGCUUCCCAGUUUGGCCCUCGGUUGAAAGAAGGAGAUGUUCUCGGUGUCGGCUUUCGGCCUCGUUCAGGGACGGUGUUUUUUACGCGCAACGGGCGCAAACUAGAGGAUGCUUAUGUCGGUCUUAGUCGGUGGAACCUCUUCCCGACAAUAGGCGCGGAUGGGCCCUGCAGUGUGCAUGUCAAUUUGGGGCAGGCUGGAUUUGUGUUCAUCGAGGCCAACGUGAAAAAGUGGGGUCUGGCUCCUAGUGUUGGAACGUUGGCUCCUCCACCGGCAUAUGGCAGCGAGCGCGGAAGCAUCCUGCUGGACGUAGGAGGUCGUUCUCGUCCUCGUGUUGACGGUGCACGACGCGGAUCUCAUCGAUCUCGACGUCCCAGGACGCAAGUCUCGUCCCCUUUGCGGACAGAGACGCCGUUGACACCGCCUCCGCCGAUCACCCCGACCAUGGAGGACUCCUCUGAAGGACCCUCAGGUUCACAGACAUUUUCCGAGGAAGGAGGAGAAUCCGGGACCUCAUCACCGACGACAUCGACGCGAUCCCUUUCGCCAGGACCCGAAUUGACCAUUCAGGCGCUUUCAUCUCACCGACGCACCCCAAGCAAUGACCGCACAGCCACCCGGGAACCGGAAGACCGUCUUCCUCCUGAUGGGAUUACCCGUAGAGAUCCUCCGGCUUAUUCGCCGUUGGAUGCCUUCAGGUACUCGGAGGGUGUCCACGUCGAUCUCCCGGCUGAGGUCAUCGCCGCUGCUCUUGAAGGAAAUGCCAUCCCCCCUAGUGCCAUCGGGCAGAGCAAUCCUGACCGCCGGAGAUCCCGUCGCCACUAGUCAACCCCAUUUAAGUCUACGAAUAUGUUGUAAUAUUGUCCAUUUCUAUCAUCACUAUCAUUUGCAUUUACUUGCACACGUGACAACCCAACAACCAUCGCCAUCACGUGCUUCUGGACGCGUUCGUUGAUUUCGUGACAAUUGCUGUGACUAGUACUUGCGACAGUCCACGUCUGCCCAUACCGGGCCGGACAACGACCAUUCUAUGAGCGUAGCACUGCAGGACAUCUCUAUCGACGCGUUCUUGGCGCGAAUGACCGAAGACCAGGUUCUUGUCCUCGAACAACUAUUUCACACCAACCCAUACCCAAGUCAACAAGAACGCGAGCUACUCGCUCGCUAUGCCGACACAGAUGAUGCGACCAUCUCAACUUGGUUCCAACAGAGACGACACGCGUCAGUUCCCAAAUCUAGAUCGAAAGCGCGAUCCAUCUCGAAUACCAAGAGCCGGUCUCGCAGACCCUCGUCCAAAUCGACGUCCGGCAUCAGGUCCUCGACGCGACGCAAGUCGUCUUCCAGCUCUACUGUAUCGCCUUCAAAACGCCCCUCCUUAGACCAAGUCGCGUCUAGGUCUGAGAUAGCUGUGCAAGGUCUGCCGCCGCCGCCUCGUACCCCUUCGAGACCUCGUCGCGACCCCUCAGUGCCUAUCUGGGCAAACAUGGCUUCUUCUCCCAUCGGCCCGAUGAGCCCUGUCGCAGAUGAUUACGUCGAAUUCGGUCGCGUACAGCAGACUCGAAAGCUGGAAUGGGCAUGUGCACGUCGCAGGCUUGCCGAGAAGGAGGGAUUGAUUGCGGAUCUUCCUCCGCUCGUUUUGGACGAAGACCAUGGAGGAGGAGAGACGGAUUUAGAAGAACCCAUCACGCCGCCGAGCUCUUGCGGGUCCCAUUCUCCCAAGUCGGCGAUGCAAGAUCCUGAUGAAGAUACUAUGAAAGCAGCUCUCGCACUAUGCCGGCUGAUGUCCGGAUAGAUGUUCUUACAGCGGAAACAUUUGUAACACAAGAGUCGUGUAUGUAUAUGGCUCAACAAUGAAAUCUAACAUUCCAGCAGCGUGCCGCGCUACACUGCUAAGUCAGGAGCUGAAGACGACGCCCAGUGAA
Mycena citricolor is the source of this 2349-nucleotide messenger RNA. Lineage: Eukaryota; Fungi; Basidiomycota; Agaricomycetes; Agaricales; Mycenaceae. The record is from the annotation of a GenBank genome assembly.